AUGGCUGAACACGAACCGCAGAUCCAGAUCACUCGGGAAGGCUACCGUGCCGUGAUGCGCAUUCAGCUGACUCAAUCAAAGACGACGGCUGAGAAACGGUGGGCGCAGCUAAAGGCGCAGUCCUGGCCGCCGUGGAAGCAUGAACGUACCGCUAUGGAUUCUUUCAUCACUCCAGAGUACGGCAUGACACGUGUUGGGGUCACGUUACGGAGGAUGCGGGAGGCAGGCUACGGUAUGACGGCCUGGGAACGAGCUGCGGAAAUGUACGCUGGUUGGGACGUUGACGGGACGCCUACCAUCCAGACUCGCGCCUACAUGCGAACCGAAGGCAUACCUAACGGUCCCGAAACCGAAGUGUGGGUGGCGCGGAUCUCUGCCACCCGCACGGCGCAAGAGGCAUGGGCUGCUUACCUUGCCUAUGAAGACGCCAAGCUGCCUUCGAAUCCCGAUGUCUUGCUCGCCAUCUUUAAGAAGCUCCAUUCUGAAGAGCAGCGUCAGGCGGAAGCCAGUGGCAAACAGCACGCUCGUAAGAGUAAGCACGUUCUGCCAGGAGACCGAAGAGAAGUCGAGCCUCUUCCGCCAUCAAUACACCUUUACACGUACACUCGUACUCCAGUACCCACCGUCGACAGCUUCCAUCGCCAGCUCUGCAUUAGCGGCGUAACCCUCUCGGGCCCGACGCUUGCGUUCAUCGUGGCCAACGCUAGUCGACUACAGCUCGGCUUUCACUACCUCGAAACCAGCCCCUACAAGCCGGCAAUCCAUCGCAUGCUCUCCCUGGACCCGCAUGUCGAUGCUAAUGACAUUCCAGUACCCGUGUUCACAGCUGUCAUUCAGCUUCUCUGUCGCUUUCCCAAUGUGCCAAUGGCCAAGAAGCGACACAAGCCCCGUCCUAUCUGGCCGACUUUCUAUAGCACGGAACCUCUUCUUGUAAAGCAGAGCUUGAAUCUGCGACAUCCACUGGUUUUCGCUUUGGAACUGCUACAUAUCCGACGCCCUACCUUCAGGCCUGCUUGGAAUGCCGUGCUGCGCGGUCUUGUGCAUCAACAGACGCUCAAGUCGAUGCGCUUCCUUGGCGAAAGCGGAGAAAUGCAGGAAUCCGAAAGUGACAGUGGUCUGGGCAAUGAGAAAGGUGCCAUCUUGGCCUACCGACUUGUGCGGCGAACCCUGGCGAUGCUGCAGGAACUGCACGUGGACCUAGAUAUGUAUGGAUUCCACUACUUGUGCAUCGCUGUCGAGAAUGCCACCUUAGCCUGCUGCAGAAUACUGCAGAGAGACAUUGGAACAAACCUCGCGCAAGCGGACCAACAUGUGGCCGACAGAAGCGCGGUCCGUGAAGCAGUUGACCUGCUUCGAAGUAGCAGUCAUUCCAAGCGUCUCAAGAAUGAGUUUGCCCUGCUCGUUGGCCUAGACACGGAGGCUUCUCAGACCACGCCAGCGGACGCCCGUCUGCCUCGCUUGCUACUUGCACCCAGCACGGCUGUAUUGCAUGCCUACGUGCGAGCCCUCGGCUGGAUGGCGGACUACGCGGGUAUCCUUGCCGUGGUCAAGUUCACGGUCGAGUACCGUAUGGAACUACUCACGCGCCAAGCACAGGAGCGCAAUGCGGAGGAGAUGGUCCGGAAAGUCAUUGUUGCCACGCGAGUAUUUCUGGAGCGCAGUUGGCUCGAAAACGGAGAUGGCGGUAAGGUGGUGAGGGAGACGGAUCUGCAAGAUGGUGACCGUCGGCUGCAGAAUCUUAGACGCCUGCACCUGCCUGCUUCGGCGGACACUGUGGCGGAGGUACAGGCUCUCAUUGAGACGGUGCCGGAGUGGCAGGGAUGGGCGUCCGAUGAGGAGGUGGAGGAGUAUUGCAGUGACUGGAGGUUUCGGCACGUACGGGAUAUGUCAUAG
Molecule: messenger RNA, 1893 nt
Organism: Baudoinia panamericana UAMH 10762
Lineage: Eukaryota; Fungi; Ascomycota; Dothideomycetes; Mycosphaerellales; Teratosphaeriaceae
Exons: 1
Coding region: 1-1893 (630 amino acids)
Source: RefSeq, a predicted model, not a curated record